Molecule: messenger RNA, 1575 nt
Organism: Magnusiomyces paraingens
Lineage: Eukaryota; Fungi; Ascomycota; Dipodascomycetes; Dipodascales; Dipodascaceae
Exons: 1
Coding region: 1-1575 (524 amino acids)
Biological process (GO): iron ion transmembrane transport
Cellular component (GO): membrane
Molecular function (GO): iron ion transmembrane transporter activity
Source: RefSeq, a predicted model, not a curated record
AUGGUCACAUUAUCAAGCAAACAAGAUACUGGAAAGCUCAAGGCUACCGAGGAAACUGCGCUACUGAGCGAUUCCACGGUCAGUAGAACAUCACAGGCCACUGACGACUCCGAAAACAGUCUCCAAGAUUUUGAAUCACAGCAACAACAACAACAACAGCCAGCCCACAAAAUAUCUUAUUACCUUUACUUCUCACAUUUCCUUUCCACAUGGAAUGCACGAGUGCUGGAAUAUGGUGCAGUCCUCUUUCUCGCAGAAAUGGUUCCAAACACGUUCCUGCCGCUCUCACUAUACGCCUUUUUCCGCUCCCUUACAGCCAUUAUUUUUUCACACAAGCUAGGCCUUUACAUUGACCACACAAACAGACUCGAAGUCGUAAGAACAUCCAUUGUACACCAACGUAUAGCCGUCGUAACCACAUGUUUUCUGUUAUGGCUCAUGGCGUUGCUUCUUAAACCGCAGCGCGGCGAUAGCAAUGCCGAAAUGAUAGCAAUGACCUUCGAGUCUUCGUUGGAGCUUAACCCUCUUGUGUAUUCUGCAAAGUUCAACAUUCUCAUGGCUCUUCUCAUCAUUUGUGCUUGCGUAGAACGUCUUUGUGCAACUAUGAACCUUGUUUCCGUUGAACGGGACUGGGUCGUCGUCAUUGCAGGCAAUGAUUCGCGAUUUCUGCAGAUUCUCAAUGCUCGAAUGCGCCGGAUCGAUCUAUUUUGCAAACUUCUCGGACCUCUUGCCAUCUCUUAUCUUGAUGCAUGGUUACCACUUGUGGGUCUUAUUUGGAUACUUCUUCUCUGGAACUUUGGAUCCAUGUUUAUCGAGUACUUUACCAUUGAGAAAGUCUACCAGGCUUUUGAUGAAUUGCAGGAGGACAAACCAGCACUUCAACCGACCACAGAUCUUCCAAAUCCAGCUACAACACAGGGAUCUCGAGUAGGUAUCUUGUCUAAAUUAAUCUCAUGGUUAUACCUCAACUUUGUUUCACCAUUUACUUUUUAUUUUGAUCACAAAAUGGUACUGGUAUCAUUCAGUUUGUCUAUUUUAUAUCUCACAGUGCUAUCUUUUGGUCCUCAAAUGGUAUCUUUUUUGCUUUUCCAAGGCCGUAGCCCAAUCGAAGUUGGUUUGCUUCGUACGGUUUCGGUAAUUUGUGAGCUCAGCACGACUUUUCUUUCUCCCUGGGUCAUGGGAUUCACAGGCCCUCUUUACUCGGGUGCAAUUUUCAUUUUGUGGCAAGUAACAUGCCUUGUUGCUGGUCUCUCGCUUGCAUGGCCUCAAUUAGGAACUGAUCCUCGUGGUGCACUUUAUCUUGUUGUUGGCGUCAUUCUGUCGCGUAUAGGUCUCUGGGGAUUUGAUCUUUCAGCACAAGUCCUCAUUCAAAAUGGUGUUGAAGCUGAAAACCGAGCACGGUUUUCUUCAGCUGAAGCAGCAUGCCAGAGCUUUUUUGAGCUUGUAUCGUUUGCACAGACAAUGAAGUGGUCCACUCCCCAAGAGUUUAAGUAUCCGGCUAUUGUGAGUAUGAUUAGUGUAAUCAUAGCCGCUCUAGUUUAUUUUGUUUAUGUGCUUAAAAAGACAGUUUUAUAG